GGUUCCUUCGCCGGGCGGCGGUGCGCAGGCGCGGAGCCGAGUCCCGCUGGGCCGCAGCCGGUGGCCGGCUCGCCGUGGGCCCGUACCCGGCUCUCCACGCUCGGUUCCUCUCGCUCUGCGGAGACUGGAGGACGGACCCCGCGGAGCUGUGGCGGCAGAAUGGCGCAGACCGCCAUGUCCGAGACUUACGAUUUCUUGUUUAAAUUCUUGGUCAUCGGAAAUGCGGGAACUGGCAAAUCUUGUUUGCUUCAUCAGUUCAUUGAAAAGAAAUUCAAAGAUGACUCAAAUCAUACCAUAGGAGUGGAAUUUGGCUCAAAGAUAAUAAAUGUCGGUGGUAAAUAUGUAAAGUUACAGAUAUGGGACACAGCCGGCCAGGAGCGCUUCAGGUCUGUGACGAGAAGCUACUACAGAGGUGCAGCUGGGGCACUCCUUGUCUAUGACAUCACCAGCCGAGAAACCUACAAUGCGCUUACUAAUUGGUUAACAGAUGCCAGAAUGCUGGCGAGCCAGAACAUCGUCCUCAUCCUCUGCGGGAACAAGAAGGACCUGGAUGCCGACCGGGAAGUCACCUUCCUCGAAGCCUCCAGGUUCGCACAAGAGAAUGAGCUGAUGUUCCUGGAAACCAGUGCGCUGACUGGCGAGAACGUCGAAGAGGCUUUCAUGCAGUGUGCAAGGAAAAUACUUAACAAAAUUGAAUCAGGUGAACUGGACCCCGAGAGGAUGGGCUCUGGCAUCCAGUAUGGAGACGCUGCCCUGAGACAGCUGCGGUCACCUCGACGUACACAGGCUCCAAGUGCACAGGAGUGUGGCUGCUAGGCGCCCCAGUGACACAGGUUCAGCGGUGGGUCCUGGAGUACAGCCGCCGGAGCCUGAAGAGGCUGGAGUUUUUACUACCAUCUUUUCUACUCGGCACAGAAGUAGAUCUUCCUGGGGAACGGUGUACACUGGCAGCCGGGGCUCAGCAGCCAUUCUGCGAACUAACUCAGCGGACAGUACCUUUAGAUGCCACAUGUAUGCAGACCCCUGCCCAACACGUACCCUUCAUGUUCCGUUAAAUCCAGCUUGUGCUGCCCACGGCCCAGCACGUUCCCACAGCACAGAGCCAGUGUGACAUGACAGAACCCUGCACUCAGUGAGCUUUCUUUUUAAACUCCCAGGAAAUGCAGUUGUGAAUGCGAGAGAGCGUGCUUUUCUCGUUGCAUUGGUUAACUCCCAGGAGAUGCAGUCGUGACCGUGAGCGUGCUUUCCUCCUUGUGUUGGUUAUGCGUAUGACCCGGUAUGAAAGGACUCUGGUGUGAACAGCCAGUGUGUUUCUUAUUUAAUCCCUCCCCCCACACACACCUUUUACACUGUUUCUGUGAUCCACACCUGAAAUGCUAAACCCACAGGACUCAUUAACACCUGGAAAUAAAGUGGAAUGGAGUUUCUCACGCACAGUA
Mus caroli (Ryukyu mouse) is the source of this 1439-nucleotide messenger RNA. It is a transcript of the gene Rab4a, whose product is annotated as RAB4A, member RAS oncogene family. The record is from RefSeq and is a predicted model, not a curated record. Gene Ontology annotation, molecular function: GTPase activity; GTP binding. Gene Ontology annotation, biological process: Rab protein signal transduction. Lineage: Eukaryota; Metazoa; Chordata; Mammalia; Rodentia; Muridae.